AUGCCCUCGUACUACCUUUACAAUUUUGUACUGAUCCUCGAGAGUGUGCGGAAGCUACAUGGCCACCUGUUGACGCCCAAGGAGGAGCAUCUGCUGCGCACGUUCGAAGGCAUGGGCGAGGGAGCCAAGCGCCUGUACAUUCGCCUGUUCCAGCGCAAAGGGCCGUGGUUCCGUACAGCCACCCUCUCCUACCCCGAAAUCGACGUGCUUGACGCGACUCUCGAACUCCAACGGCUGGGCUUCUGUGAGACACUGGAAGGCGUACACGACCGCGACAUCACCCCUGAUCUGCUGAAUACCUUGAGCAAGUACCAACUGCAGGCUGUGCUUCGGGCGGCACAGGGCACCUUCCUCGCUUCUCUCGGCGCUGGCAUGCGCGUGGCGGACAUCAUCAACGCCAUCACCGGCACGGCGUACACACAGCAGACACUCGACGGACGGAGUGUGCUGUCCAAGGUGGUGGAGCGAGAACUCCGUUCUGCUGCUCCUCGCGCUGAGGCUGCCCUGCCAACUGUCGCGCCGAGCGGUGAUAGGCCUCGGUUCUGUGCCAUUCGGCUAUCGCGGCCCUCGCGCGACUUGUUCAAGCGCAUGCAGCGACUGUUCUUCUUGAACGACACACAGGACAUGACGCUACUCCUGCUCGUGGGCAUGGACAAAGUCAAGUACCCCGCCUACGCCUGCCCUCACAUCGACAUCCACGCGUGGAAGUCCCCCACCUGA
Molecule: messenger RNA, 720 nt
Organism: Acanthamoeba castellanii str. Neff
Lineage: Eukaryota; Discosea; Longamoebia; Acanthamoebidae
Exons: 7
Coding region: 1-720 (239 amino acids)
Biological process (GO): interstrand cross-link repair
Cellular component (GO): nucleus
Molecular function (GO): 5'-flap endonuclease activity; flap-structured DNA binding; 5'-3' exonuclease activity
Source: RefSeq, a predicted model, not a curated record